UUAGAUAAUUCGAUACACGUCGUCUGACAAGAUCGUCAAAACAUUCUCCCUGCUGCGCCUCCGGACAAAAGACGCAGUCAAAAUCCUUUGGUAGCGAUUUCGUAGCGGUUCUCUACACCAUCGAUAAACUAAUAAGCUGUCGAUCGCAUGAAUGUUCUUAGGAUUUUCCUCUAGACCUUGGCAUAGCUUAUGUGUAAUCUUUUGACUUAGACGAGGGUGGCAGUACCGCGUCAUUUAAAGGGACCACCGAUAACAGUCUCCCAAUCGUAUUACUGUUUUCUUGUUCAGAAAGUGCGGCAAAAGGUACUUCUUCAUUCGAGCAGCACAAAUGGAAUCAAAUCAAUAGAUUGUGAGUGUGUUCUAUGAUACGACGACGGGGACCGCGCGUAGAUGACACGUUAAGUUGAAACUACGUGGAUAUCAAGAUUUACAAGCUUAAGUGUGCGUGCCGCUCUGAAUGGACUUCAAUGUCGUGAUGCUGUCCAUGCUGUAAUUAUUGAUAACCACUGGUUUAAGAUUCCGAUCGAAAUUUUACGGAUUCGUCUAACAAGAAAAAACUGUUCACAGCUAAGAUGCACUGGUACAUACCGCAGUCUUCGAGAACCGACGUAUCACCGCAAUGACCAUUCACCAACACUCCAAAGACCCUGGGACAUAUAGUCCCUUUAUAGGGUAUAUUGCAUUGGUCGUUACCAUAACAACCCUAGUUGUUGGAGUUUUAUGUAAAUACCUUAAAGAACUCUGUCGAAGAAUCAAGAGAAAGAAAAGUCGAAGACGAAAAAGAGCGUCUUCUAGUCCUACUACAAGUAGAUCUGGGUCAUUAAGAAUUGAUUCAAAAAAGCUCUCAUCUCCAGUCAAGCGCUCUGACAGUUCUGCAUCAAAGGCGCCAUCUGUGUCAGCGGUCGAUUUCUCUAUUCCCAAGACUAGACAGAAUGUUCUACAACAGCCAUUGCCUGAGCUCACACAAGGCCGACUCGGCGAUAAUAACGGAAGUGGAGACGAGAAGAGAAUGUCGAUGGUUGGUUUGUAUUUCACUGACGAGCAGCUAGCAUUGGACACUAUAGAACCCUCUGCCUACAAAAGACUAGAUCAUACUGUCACAGUUGGCAAGAACAGUAACCUCGGAGAGCUCCAUUUCAUCGCUAAAUACUCGGAACGCAAUCGGAAACUCACCAUCCUUGUGGUCGGCGGAAAUGACUUUCCAGCGCGUGACUUUUCCGGCAGUUUAGACACGUGUUUGACGAUUGCGUUACUUCCGGAUCGUUCUUUAAGAAAGCAAACUGCAAUAUAUCGACGUUCAGUAAACCCGAUGUAUAACGAAAGCUUUACUUUUCACAUAGCAGCAGACGAAGAUGUGUAUUCACGGAGUUUAUUGUUCGUAACGUUUUAUUUUGAUCAGUAUUCGCAUAGUCACGUGCUUGGUGAGCAACAAGUGCCCUUGGUUGACCUUCACCUUGGAGAUGAGACCAUGGUGCGAUGUUUCUUACAAGAAGCUUCGACAAGUUCGUUCAUCACAGCCUUGCAGAGCAUGUCAAAUGCUGAAGUCGGUGAUAUCUUACUGUCGUUGUGCUACACUACCAAAGACCAGACCCUCAACGUAUCUAUCAUGAAAACCAGUAACUUAUCAGCUAGCCUCUUCAAUUCUUCAGAAAAAGUUUACGUUAAAGGCGUGUUUGCCUUGGAUAACAAAAGAUUAGCCAAACGAAAGACAAACCUACGUGAGGUUGGAUCUAAAUACACCAUUUUUAACGAGGCCCUUCUCUUUCGCGUCCCUCGAGUAACCCUGGAUCAAGGAACAUUGACAAUUUCUCUUAACCGCUACAACCUCGUUGGAAAGAGCUCUACGAUUGGUGUAGUGUCCUUCGGCCCGCUGUCAACUGGGCCAGAAGCUGCUCACUGGGAUGACAUGCUCGCAAAGCCAGAAAACUUCAGCGCGAUGUGGCAUAUAUUGAGGGGAUUCAAGUUUGGUGAAAGAGAAGUUCAACAGCCUACCUAUCCGUAAAAGGCUUUUUUAGUUGACAAUUGCAGCUUCAAAUUUUGAAAUUAUGGUGCACGUGACAAGGAGUUUGUUCUUUGCCUGUGAGAUAAAUGCGGAGACAUUAAAUAGGAAAAGCGAGAAAAAGGGAGGAAAAUGAGAAUUGAAUAAAUCGGAGGAAAGUAAAGAAAAUUGGAAUAAAGAUACUUUGAUAAAAAAACUCAUGCAAAUGGGAAAGAAAGUACAUAAUGAAGGCAAGAAAAUUUGGCCAAUUUGUUUAAAAAGGAGCGCUAGCGUAAAAUUAGGUAAAAGAAAGAAUUUAUGAAGUAGAAAAGCUAUAGAGCAUAGUAAGAACUGGUAUAGUAGUAAGUUUUCAUAACUAUAUUAUAUAUUUAUAGUUUGGUUUUGAUAUGUCAAAAUGCUUGUGAUAAAAGUAAAAUUAAGUGAAAAGUG
Messenger RNA from Actinia tenebrosa (Australian red waratah sea anemone), 2428 nucleotides. Its product is annotated as synaptotagmin-7. The record is from RefSeq and is a predicted model, not a curated record. Gene Ontology annotation, biological process: calcium ion-regulated exocytosis of neurotransmitter; synaptic vesicle endocytosis. NCBI's taxonomy places the organism in Eukaryota, Metazoa, Cnidaria, Anthozoa, Actiniaria, Actiniidae. Gene Ontology annotation, molecular function: calcium-dependent phospholipid binding; phosphatidylserine binding; SNARE binding. Gene Ontology annotation, cellular component: plasma membrane; exocytic vesicle.